AUGUGCCUGCAAUAUCUCAGCAGGCCGGGGAUGCAAGAGGACCUGGAGAAACUCGGCUCGGCGGGGCAGGUCUGGGCAGAGGACGUGCAGGAUGAGACUAGGUCAGGCGCCGCCAUCGACUUCCUGACUGACGACAAGCUGAGAGAGCCAUGGGCGCGCGCGUACCAUGCGGUAAUUCGGGGGUCAGCGGAAGACACAGCCUCGGAAAAAAUCUCUUCACUCCGAGUGUGUGCAUGGCUCGGGUUCGAUCACCUCCUACGCCGCUUUGGUGAAGGAGCGGGGAAGCAGGCGUGGAAGCAGGCGUGGCAGCAGGCGGCGAUGGACGCCGCAGGACACGGUCGAAUUAAGACGCUCCGUUCUAUCUUGGACAUGGAGCCCGCAGCGGGCGUCGGGUUAAAUUCGGAAAAGGCGAUCUGGGCAGCCAUGUCGUCUAACAACGAGGAGAUCAUUCUCGCAAUUCUGGACAAGACACCCGUCCAAACGGACUCCUCGCCAGCCUGGGUCUCGGACCUUCUACUUCAAAGCUCGAGGCUUGGAUUCACCGCUGUCAAAUCGCAAAGUUGUUGCUCGACGCCGGCGCGGACGUGGAAGGCGUGCUGGGCUCCGAUCCUCUCCCAAACCCCUCUCAUAAUCGCAUCCGAGAACCUUUCUCCACAAGUGGCCGAGCUCCUUGUCAGGCGCGGCGCCAAGACGGAUGCCACAGCCGGAAACCGGUCCUGGACGCCGCUGCAGUUUGCCGCCGACAGCGGGUGCCCCCUUGCCGUUAAGAGCAUUCUCAACCGUGACAGCCUCGACCGGUACGAGCCGUAUGCGGAUCAUCCGCUGGCGUUGGCCGCGGUCCAAUGGCCACCGGAGGUUCGAGGGCAGCACCACACCGACUACCCGGGAACGCAAUUAAUCCACGAGGCCUUGAAGCGAAAUAGCAAGCAGAUGGUCGCCCUCCUCGUCGACAACGGCGUCGACGUCAACGUGCUAGGUAAAUCGGUGGAGUACACGCCGCUAUGGCAGGCCGCACGCCGGGGGCUAACCGAUAUGGCCGAAUAUCUCCUGGACAAUGGCGCCAAAGUCGACAAGUGCGGUGAGCGUGGGGAAACGCCGUCAUUCGAGACGGCAUAUAAGGGCCAUGCCGAGACACUGGAGCUGCUGCUGCUGCGGGGUGCUGACAUGGAGGCUAUAUCGCAUAGCGGCGAACGACUGAUGGAUAAGGCCUUCCGCAGCGCCGAGACGGUGAGGGUGCUUCUGCGGUACGGCGCCAAGUGCAACAAGUCAAAUUUCCCCUUCACGCCGCUGUGGGAAGCGGUGACAGAAAACUACCCUAACACAGUCCGGUUGCUACUGCACGAUGAUAUUGAUGGUCGCCUCGACAGAUGUGAACUCGAGACGGAGGUGGAAGGCUCAACGGUGUUGUCAGAAGCGCUGAGCUGGAGAUACGACGACAUUGCACUUGAUCCGCUGGACGCAGGCGCCAACAUCAAUUGGGUGAGCCGGUCAAGUGACACCCCUUUGCACUUGGCCGUCGAGAAUGGCAACGAAGCGGUGGUAGUAGCUGCAUGCCCGAGACAAGUUCGGGAGAACGCCGUUGAACAGGAUUGGGCGCUACACGCCGGAACCGCCACCGCCGCCGACAUAACGCCCCACGCCGCCGAGGUGGUUGGCCUGAUCAAGAUGCUCCUCGAGAACGGCGUAGAGCUGAACCCGCCGAGGCCGUUAAAGGACGGCGCCGGAUAA
Gaeumannomyces tritici R3-111a-1 is the source of this 1728-nucleotide messenger RNA. RefSeq lists its product as hypothetical. The record is from RefSeq and is a predicted model, not a curated record. Gene Ontology annotation, molecular function: protein binding; transcription cis-regulatory region binding. Lineage: Eukaryota; Fungi; Ascomycota; Sordariomycetes; Magnaporthales; Magnaporthaceae. The transcript has 4 exons. Gene Ontology annotation, cellular component: nucleus. The coding region runs from base 1 to 1728 and encodes 575 amino acids. Gene Ontology annotation, biological process: positive regulation of transcription by RNA polymerase II.